AUGACACCCAAAUUUGAGGCUGUACUAGGCAAAGUGCCCAUCUCGUGGAAGCGCCUCAUAGCCCUCAGGCCACUCGGUGAUGAUCAAUUUGAGUCUGUAACGCCCGCCUGGCCGCCGGCUCCGCACAAGAGAGCCUUUGGGGGACAUGUUUACAGUCAGGCCGUUUACGCUGCUAGUCACACCGUCGGCGAGGGCUUCGUUGUGCAUCAAGUGACCGGUCACUUCAUCCUGCCUGGCGCGAUCGACACUCCAUUUGUGUAUCGAAUCAGAAGGAUUCGUGACGGCGGGAAUUAUUGCCUGAGAAGUGUGGACGUCUUCCAAGAAUCCGAAGAUGCAGGGUUCGGGAAAACUCCAUGUUUCAUUGCCACGAUUUCUUUCAAGCGGCCCGAAAAAGGAUCCAAGAAAUGGAAAGAUUUCAAUCACCAGAGCAUUGCCCGUGACCAUAUCACCACCACUUACCAGAGUGUCCUAGAAGGGAAGGAUUUCGAAGACCAUGCGCUGGCGCCCGGGGCGGAUGCUUUGUGGGAAGAAGAGGAGCAAGAAGCAUGGUCUCGCGCCGCCGCCGCUUUCCCCGGUGUUGAGACGAGAAAAGUCAAUAUGCACAAGUAUAACGGAGUGGUCAAAGAAGGAGGCGGGAAAGAUGGCGAAGGCACCACCCGAUGGCGGCAACUACUCUUCUACCGCAUCAUCCUAGACGAGCAAGAAACCGAGCCGACCGACUUGAAUCUCCACGCGGCGGCACACCUCUACGCUUCAGACCGAAACUCGCUCUUCCUCCUCCAACACGCCGCCGGCUUCCAGAGCAUUCGGACAGAUAUGGCCUCCCUGUCGCACACAGUGAUCUUCCAUCAGCCAGCGGACUCGCUGUGCAUGGUCGAUGACCAGGGGAAACCCAAAUGGUUCGUGCAAGAGUCGUGGACGACUUUCAGCGCGGAUAAGAGAGGCUGUCAUAACUCUUACCUGUGGGAUUUCGCAGAAGGUAGCGUUCUGGCUACUACCAUCCAGGAUGGCAUGAUGCGUUUCCCGAACAGCGGCAGUGCGACGUCGGCGGCCGAGAAGACGAGCCUCACCACCAGCCCUCCUGAGGAAGCUGUGGAGCAGUCGAAGAGUAAAUUAUGA
Exophiala aquamarina CBS 119918 is the source of this 1119-nucleotide messenger RNA. RefSeq lists its product as uncharacterized. Lineage: Eukaryota; Fungi; Ascomycota; Eurotiomycetes; Chaetothyriales; Herpotrichiellaceae. Gene Ontology annotation, cellular component: peroxisomal matrix. Gene Ontology annotation, biological process: fatty acid catabolic process; acyl-CoA metabolic process. Gene Ontology annotation, molecular function: fatty acyl-CoA hydrolase activity. Bases 1 to 1119 code for a protein of 372 amino acids. The record is from RefSeq and is a predicted model, not a curated record. The transcript is spliced from 3 exons.